CAAUGCCUCAGUCAUGGCGUCUAAUGGCAGUAAUAAUCGUAUAUUUAUGGCCGAUCCGUACGAAAUGCUUAAUCCGUCGGUUAUAAAUCCAGCAUUUACGCCGAUAAUAGUGACGCAUGCCAUCACAUUUUUGGUGGGAAUAGUGGGCAAUAUAUUAGUGAUCGCCACCUGGUCUUUAAGGGGACGACUCCGGUCGCCGACGGCUGUAUUCCUGGUCAGUUUGGCGGCCGCCGAUCUGCUCCUCCUAUUAGUGUUUGUGCCGUUGGAAACGUUGGAGUAUUUCGUGAUAAGUUGGGACACCGGAGGAAAUAUAUGUAAAAUGAGUUCUUAUGUCGAAAUGCUCUCAGGAAUGGCUACCGUCUUAAAUCUGGUGGCAGUCAGUAUUGAGAGAUUUUUAGUGAUAGUGUAUCCAAUCAAAGCGCGGUCGUGGUGUACAAUGAGCUCAACGCGAAAGGGUUUGGUGUUUGUAUGGAGUUUAGCCAUUCUGUUGGCCACACCUGUUCUUCUCACUAAAAGUAUAUAUUCCAUGACUUAUUACAACAAUUCAACACAACUGACAGCUUAUUAUUGUUGGGAUUCUGACGACGAUCUGGCCUUUGCUGUCGCUGUCUAUCAGUUACUCGUGAUCAAACAUAAAGGCCGGGAAAAAUACGAAUAA
This is a messenger RNA of Medioppia subpectinata, 658 nucleotides long. NCBI's taxonomy places the organism in Eukaryota, Metazoa, Arthropoda, Arachnida, Sarcoptiformes, Oppiidae. The record is from the annotation of a GenBank genome assembly.